AGAACAUGUAGUAGUUUUGUAGAAUUUUAAGCAUAAUUUAUUUUAUUAACAAUAGGUCCUAGGGCCAAAAAGAAAGAGUCCUGACAAAGAUUUCCGAGGCUUAUUGUUGACAUUGGGUUCAAUACAUGUUUAACAAAUGGAUAUAUAUUCCUGACCAGUGAGACAUUUGGACAAAAUGGAAGUUAAAGAAAAUAUGUGCUAAUUCGUCAACAAUGUGCGAAUCAUCGCCUGGAUUACGUCAGAAUGGAUGUAUAGUUUCUUCUACGUUGAAAUGACAUUUAGUCAUAUUAUAUUAUAUGAUAUUACAUAGAAACGGAUUUACGUGUCAUUAUUAAAGUUUUACUGCCGCUAUGCUACCAAUUAAGUCAUAUUUUACUCGUUGGCAUUCUACUGACUUUUGUGAUAUACCGUGCAUGGUUUCUAGAAGUCUUACUGGCAACAACUCAAUAUCAUAUAUGUUUUUGAAUGAAAGAGGAUGACGUUUUUUCUGUGAAUCCGAUAUUGAAGGAGAGUCUUAUUGUGGGGACAUCUCAAAACAACCUAGGAUUCUAUUCAUUCCUCUACAACUAGUACUGGAGUAUGAGAAAAAGAAAAAAAAAUCAGCACAUAUUGGAGAAAAUCUUUCAAUAUUAGAUAGAUCGUCUGCGUCAGACGCAGUAUCGACCGUCUAAUGAGCUUCACACAGCAGCCAUUGACAUCAAGUAACUCUAACCAACCAUGCAGAAUAUUAAAGAACAGCCAAUCAGAAACGCCGUUACAUCUAUACCAAUUACCUGGAAUGUGUAUUGAAAUGUGGUGACGUACGAAUUGAUGCUGUGUGACGUCACUGGUUGUUCCCCAAGACCUUGUUACGAUGAUGUUGAAAUAUAUACACACGAUGGCCCAGUUUUCAUUGAUGUUUGAGUUAGAUUGCGAACUAUUCGGAUGCAUGGAGUACUUCGUAUAUGAGGGACUAGUAUUGCUUUAUAAAACAAUCUGGAUUAUUACCAAGGAUAUACUGGAGUGUCACAAAUUGAUAAUACAUUGGAUAAUUCUCAGCAAAAUAUUCAAGAUUCAUCACAGCGUGUCCCAGCUUCUCCAAGACGCCAUUCACUAAGUGUGACUUCUUCUUCGCAGCAAUCACCAUCAACAACCACCAUUACAUCAUCAACGGAACAAAUGUUACUUCUACAGCCUCAGGCUGCCUUCACUUCUCAAGCCAGUUUUCUGGGAGAUUUGCCGGCACCGUUUGCUUCGUGCGGCACACAGUCUGGUAGUGCGGACAUCGGAAUAUUUCCAUCAUCUUCAGGAUUUCAAGGAACAAUGCCUUCGGAUACAUCAUACACGUCAGAAGAUAUUCCUUCCGACAUUUUUCAGGGCGGCUUUGACUCAUCUGCUUUUCAAAACAUACAACAAGGCUAUCCAGAAACCUACAGUUACGAAGGAGCAUUCAUGGUGGACAAAGAGUCAGCUAAACAGCUGGGAGCUAUGUAUUCAACGGAAAAUCAAAGUUUCCCAGGAUCACAACCAAAGUAUUCCGACUCCAUGAUGUCUUAUGAAGGCAGUUUUCAAGCAUUUCCGGCACAGGAUUGUGACUUAUUACCACAAAGAUACAUCAGUGACACUAAACAAAAAUUCACUUAUCCAUCACCUCAUGAACUCUUCCAAUCACCUCAUAUUGGAUAUUCCGAAAUCGAUCAAAAACAUCCGCCAUUCAGUUCUCAUCAAAGUUUUAGUGAUGCUUCAAACAUUUUUUGCAGAGACAGAAGCAGUUUUCCUAGUUACGGUCCGGGUUUUUAUGACAACCGAAGUUUACCUCACACGGAGACUGACAGGACUCAUUAUCGUCCUGGAGAUUUAAAUGUUGUUCGUCAAGGUUUCUCCCGUAGACCGCCUCUGACGAUUCCCAUGCCUCCUGGUACUCCAGAAGGAAUGGAUGUACAGAAAUUUCAUAUCAAAUCCCCAGCAACCCCUUCCACGCCGAGUUCCACAAGGUCUUCCCCUGGGAGGGAACAACCACAGAAAGAGAGUCUAUUGUGUGCAGUUUGUGGCGACAACGCUGCUUGUCAGCAUUAUGGAGUAAGAACAUGUGAAGGAUGCAAGGGAUUUUUCAAGAGGACAGUACAGAAAAACGCCAAGUACGUGUGUCUGGCCGAUAAAAAUUGUCCAGUGGAUAAGAGAAGGCGAAACAGGUGCCAGUUUUGCCGAUUCCAAAAAUGUCUGGUUGUUGGCAUGGUGAAAGAAGUUGUAAGAACAGACAGUUUAAAGGGCAGACGUGGUCGGCUUCCAUCAAAGCCAAAAAGUCCACAAGAAUCACCACCUUCACCCCCAGUCAGCCUCAUUACUGCUUUGGUCCGAGCACAUGUAGACUCUUCCCCAGACAUUCCAAAUCUGGACUACAGUAAGUUUGAAGUGCCUUCAGGUUCAACAAGCCCAACCUCACAUGAAGAAAAAAUCAGGCUUUUCUAUGAUAUUAUCCUUACCUCCAUGGAUAUACUUAAAGCAUGGGCAGAAAAAAUUCCUGGCUUCUGUGACCUGUGCAAAGAAGAUCAAGAUCUCCUUUUCAAAUCAGCAUCAUUAGAACUCUUUGUUUUGCGGAUAGCUUACAGAGUGCAUCCUAAUGAUGAUCAGAUAAUUUUUGACAAUGGCCAGGUAUUCCACAGAGACGAGAUCAGAAGUAUAUUUGGAGAAUGGAUUGAUUCCAUAGUAGACUUUGGACUGUCUCUCCACAGAAACAAUCUAGACAUCUCAUCACUUGCUUGUAUGGCAGCUCUUACUCUAGUCACAACACGGCAUGGAGUCAAAGAUCAAAAGAAAAUGGAAGAUUUACAAAUGAAAAUUAUAGACUGUUUGCGUGAUCAUUGUACCUACAACAGUGAAGCACAGAAAAAGCCACAUUUAUUUUCCUAUAUUCUUAGUACAGAAGCAGAACUUAGAACAUUAAGCCGAGAAGGGCUCCAACGAAUGUUGUUUUUUAAACUCGAAGACAUUUUUCAGGCCCCACCUAUCAUUGAAGAUACUUACUUAUCAAGUGCACUACCAUUUUAAAUUAGCAUUCGUGACGUCAUUCAUUAUGGAUGAGAAUGACGUGGAUGUUAGUAUUGACAUGUGAACGGAUAUUUUUUCAUCAAACAACAUUAUAUGCCUGUGAAAAAUUGAUAAAUAGAAACAAAUAUUAUUAUGUUUAAUUUCAAAUUUAUAUUACAAAAUGAUACUUUAUGACACACAUUUUAGGUUUCUGGUAACUGGAAGGACUGGAAAUCAAAUUCCCUGUUUUAAAAUCUAAUGCAUUCAGGGUAAUAUGUUCAAAAGCAUACACCAAAACACCAAAAACAAUGGAAUUGUUAACCAAUGACAUGACAUUAUUUCAAAAUUUUGGUUCGAACAAUGAAAUUACCCACAGUCCUUUAGUUUAUAAAACGGAAAGUUGAUGAAGUCAUUGUAUCACUUAAUAGUGCUACUUUUUAUAUAGUGCUAGGUUGUAAUAAACAAUGUUUUUUUUCUCGAGAAAACAUUAGUGAUAAUAUGUUCAGAUUUUACUUUGCAGAUGUUACUUAUCAGUGUGAAAAAGACAUUUCGAUUGCUAAACAAUCUGUCUUUAGGUGGUAUCAAACACCUUGACUAAAAUUAAUUUGGCUCGUUUAAUUUUCAUAAAAUUUUGACAAAAUAUUUAAUUUUACCCUUUGACAAAAACAUAAAAAUUUCAAAAAACUUGAACCACACACUUUAUCGGAAAAAUUUCAUUGGAUUUAUAGCAGUUUGACAAACACUAAUUUUGAUCAUUGAGAAGCUUAAUAUUUCCUUAACAAUAGAACGUGAUUAAAGCGUUCAGCUGAAUUUUACAGAGUGAUCUCCCUGUAGUGUUAUGUACCACCUUAAUGGUUAAAUGCUUUUUCAUAUAUCUACAAUUAUAGUAUUACUAAGAAAGAAUAUGUAUUUCACAUAGUUUUUUUAACAAAGAGAACUAUUCGAAAAAAUAAUUUUUAAAUUUGAUUAAAAUUGAGCACAUAGACUACACGACAAAAUGUCAAAAAUCAAAACAGACAAUAUUGUCUACUCUUAGUCAUGUAGAUACUUGAAGUAUCAUAAUACUAUUAAAACAUAUUUUGACUGCUUAUGCUUGAAAGAAUUACUCACUUUAACUUCUAGAUUUAUAAUGUUCUAUUCAAAAUUUUAAAAAUGAUAAAAAAAUAUCUGAAAUAUGUUACAGCUGUUUUCACAUUUUUUAUAUACCAAAAGGAUAUAUAUUAUGAUAUGGUAAAACAUUUAUUUAAGGCCAACAAAAUAUUUCGUCUGUUUAUAGUAAAUAAUUAAACUUUUAAAAAAUAUUUUAUUUGCACUCUGAGAUAAUUUUAUCUUUAGCUGUAAAUGAUCAAAAAUCCCAAUAAAUUGGUUCAGGGAAAGGUAUUCAUAUAAUUGUAGUAAGAGAAACCAACAACAGACAAAUACUUUAACUUGGCCUAAUUCUUACACACUACAGUACCCAAAUUUCCUCUUUGCAUUUUAUACAUUGUUACAAUGUUUAUGAUAAUUAUGAUAUGUAUAAUUUUCUGCACUUUUGUACAUAUUAAAACAUUUAUGUUGUCAAAGUGUCCACUAAAUCUGUUGUUAAGUUACACGUAAUAUUUGGAUAUACCUAUUUUUUCAUGUUAGUGUCAAUUUUAUUUGAAGAGCAAAAUGCUUUAGAUACGUAGGAAGAUGUUACAUUCAUUUUGAAAUUUUUGAUGUUGUCACGUGAUAAUUAAUUGAUUGUUCACUUUUGAUAAUGAUUUACUGUUUUAGUGUUAAAAGUCUGAUUUUUUUAUUUAUUGAUAAUGAAUGGUUAGUAACUCUCAGGAUUUUAAGAGGUACAUAAACUUUUCUCUUUAUUUUGAACAAUGGUUUCAUGUUAUAAAAUGGAAUACAUCUCUGUGAUUUUAUUCAGAUUCAAUUUCUUCAUGUUGUUGGAUAACUAUAUUUUUUUUUAAAACUUGAUAAAUUUUACAAUCAAAUUCUGCAUAACAAUCACAUAAUCUGAACAAAAGUUUGAUAAUGAUAGUUAUUGACAGAUGUAAGAUGCACUGCAUUUUCUUCAACUGAUUUGUUUCCGAACUCGUUUGCCGUUAUUUUCUGGCGAGGCAUAAAAUGUGAUAUCCCGGUGAAUCAGUGUUAAUGCUAAUGUUUUUGUGUCGUUGUUUUGCUGUCUCACAUAAAUCCAGCAUCUUUUAUUCAUGUGUAUUCAUUAUUUGAAAAUUUCAUGUUUUGUCUAGUUUUUAUUCGUAUUUACUAUCUAUCUCUCUUUUUAAUAAUAUGAUCAAUGAUAAAGACGCUAAACAGUUCAGUUAUUAUUGUUUAUAAAAAGAUAAGUCCCCAAAAACAUAAAAUGAAACGCCAUAGUGAAAAACAUUCAGGAGGUUUAUCAUCAAAUGAAAUUAAUACUUUGAAAUUUCGUGCGUCCAUAAAAAAAGUUAAUUAGUAUCUUACUUGGAAAAUCAUUUUAGGCAAAACUGAGUGAACAUUUCUAUAACUAUGCUGAAACAAAAAUGAUGAAAGUAAAAUAAAAUCAACUUAGUGUGAUAUUAAAUACACAUUCGUUUUGCAGGAUAUUUUCAUCCUCUAAGGAAUAUAUUCAUGUGAUUUCUUCAAAUCUAUAUAAAUUUGAAGAAGCUAAUAUCCUAGUCUUUUACAAGUCUGGUUUUGAGCAUUCGAAGAUGUUAAGAACUAAUUUUUUAUGUAUAUAAGCAACGACAAUUAAUCUUUCUCUCAUAGUGAAGAGCUCUUCAUUCUAGGGCAGAUAAUGUCAUUGAGUUACAAAUGCCAUCGAGGAAUAGAUAGAUGUUAAUAUGGUGUAUUUAUUAUUUAACUAUACUAGUCAUAUUUUUUUGCAUUUUGCUUGCCAAAUUAACAUGUAUUGUUGAAGUGCUAUGUUUGUUCUUGUUAAAUUAUUUCUUUAUUUUCAUUAAAAAGGGUUCAUAAAGACGUUGUUAAAUUGUUUUGUAAAUAAACCUUGCUUUCAAAUACCACUUUGUCCAUUUUCACUUAUCCCGAAAUCAGCAUUUUCUACGCAUGAUCGUAAACCUGCUGCUAGAAUGGUUGAUGACGUCAGUUCUUCGGUUUGUGUAGACCCAGAAACAUCGAAUUUUCAUUUGGAAGUUAAUUGAAUCUGAAAAUAUUAUAGUAGGAUGUUUUUAAGGAAACAUUUUUGAAAGUUGAAAAGAAAAUAUGACAUAAUUUGGUGACAGAAAAAACUUUCAUCGAAAAAAUAAUAUAGAUAUAACUUUUGAAAGCUUGAAGGUUUAUCGUUCCGUUUUCUGAAUAGAAAUAAAACUUUGUGAACCCUUUUAAUCUUUAUCUGUGAUAUUCCAUGAUAAUAGAUACAUCAUUUGGAAUGUUUCUUCUUUUUUCUUUGAGGUCGAAUUCCGAAAACUGUAAAUAUUGGUUAAAUAUGUUGUGUUUACAUUAGAUGUAUUCUGAAUUAGCACUUUUAUAUAGUUGAUGUAACCUAUCCAGUCACGUGUUUGAGCAAAGCUUGAACAUUUUGUUUUGUUUUGUCUUAAAAUAUGUUUAUUAAAAAAUGCAAAAAUC
Messenger RNA from Mytilus californianus (California mussel), 6543 nucleotides. Its product is annotated as probable nuclear hormone receptor HR38. NCBI's taxonomy places the organism in Eukaryota, Metazoa, Mollusca, Bivalvia, Mytilida, Mytilidae. The record is from RefSeq and is a predicted model, not a curated record. The coding region runs from base 1159 to 3027 and encodes 622 amino acids. The transcript is spliced from 11 exons. Gene Ontology annotation, biological process: cellular response to corticotropin-releasing hormone stimulus; regulation of transcription by RNA polymerase II. Gene Ontology annotation, molecular function: zinc ion binding; nuclear glucocorticoid receptor binding; DNA-binding transcription factor activity, RNA polymerase II-specific. Gene Ontology annotation, cellular component: transcription regulator complex; nucleus.